Messenger RNA from Lepisosteus oculatus (spotted gar), 4136 nucleotides. RefSeq names its product transmembrane protein, adipocyte asscociated 1 (gene tpra1). Gene Ontology annotation, cellular component: plasma membrane. NCBI's taxonomy places the organism in Eukaryota, Metazoa, Chordata, Actinopteri, Semionotiformes, Lepisosteidae. Gene Ontology annotation, biological process: G protein-coupled receptor signaling pathway. Gene Ontology annotation, molecular function: G protein-coupled receptor activity. The record is from RefSeq and is a predicted model, not a curated record.
GAAGUAAACAGCACUAUCUUUAUCGUCAUCUCCCCUGUAUGCUGUUUCAAGUCAUUUGACCACAGCAAGGUUAGUUUCGGCAGAGUGCCAAAAAUGAGAGAAAGAGUUUGCCCCCCCCGCCUUCUUAAAAUAUGAAUGUCACUCAAAUAUACGAGUGCAGGGACUGUUGCUGCUGGCAGGAAUUUGCAGUGUGAAGAAUUUGAGGACCAGUGGUAUAACAGCUGUUUGCCUAUCAGUCAGCAGCCUAAAGGACACUGAGUUAGACAAGGUGUGUGGUAGUGUGCUGGAUUUUACACUUAAAAGGGUUUGUCAGGGUGCGGUAGGUCAGGGGAGAAACUGUAUAUUACUUUCAUAGAUGUAGUAACAAGUAGAUUUAACAAGUAGUAACAUCAGCAUUCCUUUGUUCCACUAUUCACCAAGACUUUCAACGCAAAUGUCAAGGGCAGGACAGUUGCAGGAUGUUGGAGGCUGCGAACACAGUGGUGAGGUUUGCUGACUAUGGAGGUGAAAGCUUAACCCUGCUACCAGCAAUCGAGAACAGCUCUGUGUCCCCAACAUGGCAGCCAGACCCCGGAGCUAACAUCUCCAAGCCACACAAGUGCCUUCAGAUUCUGUUUGAAGACAUCGGCGACUCCAGAGUUCGAUUCUGGGAUCUUCUUCUUCUUAUCCCGAAUGUGGCAUUCUUUGCGUUUCUGGUCUGGAAGCUGCCAUCUGCCCGAGCCAAGAUCCGUAUUACUUCCAGUCCCAUUUUUAUUACUUUUUAUAUACUGGUGUUCGUCGUAGCUGCUGUUGGAAUUACCCGUGCUGUAGUCUCCAUGACUGUUAGUGCUUCUAGUGCAGCUACCAUCAUUGACAAGGUUCUUUGGGAGAUAACACGAUUCUUCCUGCUUGCCAUUGAGCUCAGUGUUAUCAUACUAGGUCUUGCUUUUGGUCACCUUGAAAGCAAAUCAAGCAUAAAGCGUGUCUUAGCGAUCACUGCUGUGCUGGCACUGGCCUAUUCUAUCACUCAGGGGACCUUAGAGAUCCUGUACCCAGAUGUCCAUCUCUCAGCAGAGGACUUUAACAUCUAUGGCCAUGGAGGAAGACAUUUCUGGCUUGCUAGUUCCUGCUUCUUCUUCCUGAUCUAUUCCCUGAUAGUCAUCCUUCCAAAAACACCUUUAAAGGAAAGAAUAUCUCUUCCAUCCAAGAAGAGUUUUUAUGUAUAUGCUGGUAUCCUGUCAUUGCUGAACCUAGUACAGGGUCUGGGCAGUGCAUUACUGUGUGCGGAUAUCACAGAAGGACUCUGCUGCGUUGACGUGACUACGUUCCUAUAUUUUUCCGUGUUUGCUCCCCUGAUCUACGUGACAUUCUUGAAAGGAUUUUUUGGAUCAGAGCCAAAGAUCCUGUUUUCCUACAAAUCCCAGAUCGAUGAGCCUGAUGACACAGAUGUUCACCUUCCCCCGACCUAUGGUGUGGGCAAGAAAGAUGGUCAUGAACCUGGAUUCUACUCCAGCACACAGAUAGAUACCUCGGGGUCCUACUUGGAUGAUGUCGCCUCAGGCCCUUAUCCUGUGGGUAGCAUUAACAGUAUUGAUAGUGACCGCUGGAGGGCCAUCAAUGCCUAGAAUCCAAUCCAGAGGAGGGGUAGGAUUCUGCACCUCUCCAGGAACAGUUCUGAUCAUGAAAUGUAAAAGACCAUGUGCAGGAUUUUAUAAAUCCAUUCAUGGGGAUACUUAGCAACAUGGAUGUUGCUUUUGAGCAAAGCAGUAAAUGUACAGUAUAUACAUUCCAAUCUGAAAUUUGCAACAGGUAAUCUCGGCUCCCUGCUGUCCCACAUGAGAAAGGGAAAUGAGCUGGCAGACAUAAUUCUCAAAUCAUUUUGCCUCACGGUUUUUGCCAAGUCAUCCUCAUUUUCUCUCAGACUCAGCAUUUACAUUGUAUUACAAGUGAUUCUUUUAUUUUUUUUAAAAAAAGCUUUUAACUAAUGCUUUAUUGAUGGCGUGAAACACUGACAUACAUGCUGCUUUGAUUAUAUGGGAAAUAAGAGACUUUACUGGAGUUUCUUAGAGGGGUUAAUUUAACUUAAAUCGUCACUUAAGAGUUUUGUUUUUGGUGCUUCAAUGUAAUAACACUGCUAUAGCUUUGGCUGUAGCAAAUUCACCAGAGGGGUUCGGUUUGUAGAAAUUCUAGUCAACAUGAUUUAUGGAGCAGUUGCAAAUGUUCAGCCAAAACAGUAAUUUAUCAGUUAAAUGGAUAAAUACCAACCAGUGUCAACUAGCUUAUUUCUGUCAUAAAUUAUUUUUUCCCUUUUUAUCCUGUAAUCAACAGCUGCUUUGUUACUUUUUCCCUGAUAUUAAGGGAAUUUAGAAAAGUUGUGUUUCCAUGGUAGGACCAGUGUGCUGGAAUUUAACCACUUUAGUGCACUAAAAGAAAUUCUAUAGAAGAGCAUUAAAAUAUAAAUAAGGUGUAUGAGAAAGAGUCUUAUUUAUUCCUAUGUGCGCAUAGUUUGUAAUUAAUGUUUGAUGGACCCGCCCAGUAAGACAUUGUUUUAAUGAGAACGUACUGAACAUCUGAUUAAAAAAUACUUAAAAUUUCCAUAACUGUAAUUGAGAACCAAGCAGAUGUUAAUUGCACUCUGAGAAGCAGGAUGGAACUCAUUGUUUCAGCUGUGAAUCCUACCUCAGGAAUGAGGAGGCUGAAGAAGGAUCCAUAGCUAAAAUAUGUGUUUAACUGUUUUUUUUCUAAUAUUCAGUGUGGAGCUGAAAAGUAGAAAGAAAUCUUUACUGGUUCCUUUAUUGAUUGCAUGGUGAAUGCAUGAAUGCAGUCUCCUGCUUUACUUGUACAAACUUGGAACAUUUUCCCCAAUAUCACUCUAUGUAACCUCCUCUUUUGUUUAACAAUUUUUAUAAAUCGGGAUUGCAUACAAGCUGUGAUUUUUAACCGUGGUAGUUCCCUGUUUGUGUUUUGGCCUUUACAAAAUCUGGAGCUGUAACCUUAUCAGUAGCACUAGAAAUGUGUUGCUGUACUAGUAUUAGACAAAUAAGUUCUCAGAAAACUAUAUGGAACACUCAGAUCCAGUAUAUCAGAAAUAGAAGGAUACAGUGUCUUGAUAUUAAGUACUAUUUCUCAGCACUGACACCUCUUGAAUAAAUAUUUUUUGCUUUAAUGAUUCCCCUGAAAUGGAUUAUAUUGUUAUCAAGACUUCUUCAGUAGUUAACUAGUUUCCUUAACUUGUAAGGCAAUAAUCUGGGCUGGAUUUUGCAUCUGGAAAUGCUGGACUUUUGCGUUUCAGGGAAUAGAUAGGAUGAUGUGGAUUGUUACAUCUGCUUGUACAGUGAAGAUGAACAUUUUUUUUGUGAGCCGUGAAUUGGAAACAUUUGUAAUUUUAAUUAUUUUUGAAUACUGUAUUGUGUAAAUCUGAAUUGCCAAAUCAGAAUAUUUUUGUGCUUUCAUAGGGUUUAACAGAGGUGCAGAUGUCACAAUUACAGCACAAGUAUUAUACAAUGUUUCUUAGCAAGAAUUAAAUCCAUGUUUGGCAGUGAAAAAGGUUUUUGACCUGUGUGAAAUUUAACUGGAAAGAGUACUCUAACUUUUGCACUUUGGGCUAAGCUUCUUUGGACUGCGUAUUUUAUUAAAAAAAGAGUGAUUGAAAUAUUUAAAUAUAGACCACAGAAACUUUCCCACUAUGAGAUUUUUCUGUUUCUUAAAUGUUAAAUGAUACACUUUGUUUUGAAUAUUGUGACCAAAUUUUGAACUGGCCCUUUAAUAUGGCAAAUCUGUGUUGGGAUUUUGAUGCAGCAUAAUAAAAGUUGCACAGGGAAAUGUUUUCAGAGGAAGUUGCCUCUAAUUGAAAAAUAUUUUUCUCCCAUGGAAUUUGGUCUGGAGCUGAAGACUGGCAUCAAGAUAGAUGAAUUCAAGAUGACCCUGGGUUCUGUUGGAGGUAUUUGACUGGUGGAAUUGUGGAGGCUUGGAAUUUGUAUUAGGGCAGGGAUCAACACAACACUUGAUUCAUCAUUGCAAGACCAACAUGAAAGCAUGUAAAAAUUAAACAUUUUUUAUUAAGAAAAUGGUUUUAUUUAAUUGUAUGUAUUUCUAUAGAGUAUUAUUGUGGUAUGUUAAACAUUCCUAGAAAGUGAUUAUUAAAAACGCUUCCUGUC